Staurois parvus is the source of this 268-nucleotide messenger RNA. The record is from the annotation of a GenBank genome assembly. NCBI's taxonomy places the organism in Eukaryota, Metazoa, Chordata, Amphibia, Anura, Ranidae.
AUCAGCUGUCUCCAAUCACAGCUGAUAAACAUGGCACUGAUGAUCAGUGUGCCCUGAUCAUCAGUGUAGCCCCAUCAGUGCCACCUGUCAGUGCCCAUCAAUGCCAGCUGUCAGUGCUAGUCAAUGCCACCUGCCAGUGCCCAUCAGUGCCACAUCAAUGCCACAUAUCAGUGCCCAUCUGAGCUGCCUUUCAGUGCCGCCUAUCAGUGCGCAUCAAUGCCGCCUAUCAGUGCCCAUCAGUGCUGCCUAUCAGUACCGCCUAACAGUG